Molecule: messenger RNA, 3440 nt
Organism: Asterias rubens (European starfish)
Lineage: Eukaryota; Metazoa; Echinodermata; Asteroidea; Forcipulatida; Asteriidae
Product: solute carrier family 25 member 40-like
Exons: 10
Coding region: 190-1557 (455 amino acids)
Biological process (GO): mitochondrial transmembrane transport
Source: RefSeq, a predicted model, not a curated record
UAGGCACUAGAUUGUUCUACACUGUAGUGUUAUUAAAUUAUAGAUCACGGCUUGAUGUAGUAGUAGAAUAAGGUUCUUCGUCGGUUAGGAGAUUAUCAGAACUGUUCGGGGACUUGGUGGAAGCAGUUGCUGUCUCACUCGCUUCCAUUAUUGUCGUACAUUUUCUGAGAUAUUUCUUGCAUUUGCAGAAUGUGCAAGCCAAAGUUUCUCCAGCCUUCCGAGGCAACUGGGGUGAUUGUUGGGCCGAACGGCCAGCCCCUCAAAAACCUGCAACAGAUCCGCAGAUAUUCUGUGGAUGGAAGCCCACUCUCGCCGCCACCUCUGGACCCGAACCAGAAGAUUCCCAUCAACCGUAGCAGGAGUGAUUCUCAAGCGGUUCCAGUAAUCUCACCCCUGGUUGCCAAACGUGCGAGGAGCGUUUCGCCGUCUGUGCGGAGGAACGUCUCCCCGAGAAAUGCUUCGCCGAGCCCCACGAGAAGCCUCCCAGUCGCACCCCAACGUCCCGUGCAACCAGAAGGCGGUGAUGUGACUGCAGUUCAGAGAGGCAUUGCAUCGUGCGCUGGAACGGUGUUCAUGUCAAUUUUUAUGACUCCCUUGGAUGUGGUGAAAGUGAGGCUGCAGGCUCAGCAACAACCAUCAACAAUCAUAAGAACUUUUCGUCCGAUUCCCGAGAGAUGUCUUCCAUCGACCCUCAACCUGGUACCGUACAGACAGUUUACCAGCAUCCAGAUGACACAUUCUCAUUCCGCUAUGCUAUGCCAGAGUCCACCCUCCUACAAACUCAACGGUACUUUGGACGCCUUUGCCAAGAUUGCUCGCAAUGAGAGUUGGUGCAGACUGUGGAGUGGAUUUGCUCCUGCACUGUUGAUGCGCAUUCCGUCAAAUGUCAUCUAUUUCUCUGUUUACGAGAAACUGAAAUCAGCAAUGGGCUUCCAGCGAGGCAAAACAGACAAGAAGAACAACUUCUUGAUAACUUUGUCUGCAAGUGGCACUGCUAAAGCUAUUUCAGUGACGAGUAUCAGUCCUCUUGAGAUGAUACGGACCAAGAUGCAGUCAGAGCCCUUGUCCUACGCCCAGCUGUCAAACUGUCUCAAGCGUGCCGUCAAGACGGAUGGUCUCACCUCACUGUGGAGGGGUCUUGGCCCCAUGCUCAGCCGAGAUGUCAUGUAUGCAGUUUUGUACUGGACUCACUAUGAGCUCCUGAAGGCUGAGAUGUGUAAGGCGUUUCACACUGAUGACCCAACAGUUGCCAUGACAUUCUGGACUGGUGUCAUGUCGGGAGUGCUUGCUGCUGUUGUUUCUACACCAUUUGAUGUUGUGAAAACUCAUAAACAAAUCUCCAUUGGGAAGGCCCCCACCGGUGGUGAUGGACCACGCAGUAGAGCAAGUAGUCUUUCCAUCAUGAAGGGAAUCUUUGCUCAAUCUGGUGUCAAGGGUCUCUUUGCUGGUACCGUGCCACGCAUUUUCAAAGGGGCUCCCUCCAGUGCCAUCCUCAUCACAACCUACGAGGUCAGCAUCUCUCUCUUUAAGAAGUACAACCUGGAGCAUGGGUACUAGGAACCACACGCAGACUUAACGCACGUUUAGCGAUGAAACAUUAAGCCUAUAAUGAGUAAGGACCCCUGUGUCUUAACGAUGAAGUUGCUCUUCAAGUCUAAGGAGUUGAGCCUGUGGGGAGAUAAAGGAUAUAUGGGAAAAGAGCCAGAAGAGUUUGGCAGGCAUAAGAAAUUUGUCAUUAGUUUUUCCUGGUUUCAGGAUUUCUUUCUUCAAAAUCUCCUCGAGCCUUAAAAUGUUCUUGCAAGAAGUAAAGCAGUCAGCCAGUCACCACAGGGAGAAAGAUAUAGUCCACAUAGUGUACCAAUCAUACUUUGUAUUUCUGGUGAUGCACUUAGUAUGUAAACCUCAGGACGUCUUGGAGGAUUUGGGUCUAGAAUAAGAAGGAACCCAGAAAUUUCAGAUUUGGCAAAUCUCAACUCUGGUUAGUAUUUAAGAGUUGGUGCCAGAUUGUUAUUCUUUGCAAUCACGCAUGAUGGUACUCACUGUGAUCGGAUAGACCUCUUGAAACUGUUCUGUGGGCGAAUGCACCUCAACCUAUUAGUUGAUCUUAUUACAAGGUUUGUGCUUCUUUUUAAAGUAAACUUUUGAGCCAGUUUAGUCUCGAUUUGAUCUGACCAUACUUUUAGAUGUUCCAUUUUACUUGGAGCAUAUUGGGCUCUGUGUGGCUGAUGAAGCACAAGCAGAUGUUGGGGUUCAAGGCUUUGCCAAAAAAAAAAAGUUUUUCUCACUUUUGACAAUCUUAUAGCUUUUUAGUCGGUCUUUCUACUGGGCAAUCUCGGUAGUCUAGUUGGUAAGACACUGCUCUAGAAUUGCAAGGGUCGUUGGUUCAAAUCCCACUCAAGUAAUAUGUAUGUGAUACUUGUUCACAGGUCUCGGGAAAGUACUGAGUAUGCAGUGCUAACACACAUCGGUGUUUGGGUAAAAAAAAACAGAAAUUAAUAGUCGGAUCUUUUAAUAACUUGAUGAAUUUAUUUAGAAAUAAAUAACAAAUCUUGUUUAAUAGAGGAGAAAUGUUGUAACUCUUGAAAACAACUUGAGAACGCUAUGAUUCAAUUGUACUUUUUUUCCAAUCAAUUAAUUGAUAGAUGUUUUGUUGGUGUUCAAGAAAGGUUUGAUGUAUGUUCAUGAUUUGUCUUGGCUGAUUUUGUUCAGUGUAAAUAUCGGCUGACUUUUGGCAGGCUGAAAAUUUGUGUAAUAUUUCUUGAGUCUAAACAAAUUUGUUUUAGUAAGUAUUGGAUCUAGUGUCUUGACUGAGAAUUAAAGUAAAAACUUGUGUGUUUUCGACAAGCAGGAAGUGUGAAAUCUCAUUGAGUUCGUUAAACAAGAAAUGGCAUUAUGUUUAGUGUAAAGUAAAAUCAAGUCAACUUGUUUUAUUUUAUUGAUUUCUACAGGGCAUUAUAUUUUAUUACAAUUUUUUAUUAUUUACAAUAAUAUGGCUAUGAUUGAGAUGGUGUAAUCAAUUGCUGGCAUUGGUAAAGUCAUGUUUAUUGGGAUUUUCUUUCUUUUUUAGAAACAAGAUGGAACCAUGUUUUCUGUUCGUAAAACAUAUUUCAUCAUUAUUUUGGUUGAGUUGGUGUAAUCCAUUUCUGGCAUUGGUAAAGUCAUGUUAUUUUUAUUUUAUUUUUCUAACAGGUGGACAGUUUUUGUUUUUGGUAAAACAUAUUUCAUAUUUUGGUUUAGAACUUUUGUCAGUUUUAAGUGUAGUGUAGUUGCAUUUAGAAGGUAUCGAACUUAAACGGUUUUGUAUGUGGUUUAUGUGAUUUUUCACCCUUUUCUUACAUUUAUAAAGUAAUAUUCAAACAAACUUUGAAUUAUUUGUAACUUGUUGAACUUUCAUGAAUAAAUGUAUUACAUCCGGAGAAAAUGACAUGUUCAUCAAAAUA